Molecule: messenger RNA, 3594 nt
Organism: Agrilus planipennis (emerald ash borer)
Lineage: Eukaryota; Metazoa; Arthropoda; Insecta; Coleoptera; Buprestidae
Exons: 6
Coding region: 1094-3430 (778 amino acids)
Cellular component (GO): Golgi apparatus
Molecular function (GO): protein binding
Source: RefSeq, a predicted model, not a curated record
AAUUACAAAAUAACAGCUUGCUUAACAAGCUCUUUUUAUUAAUAAAUAAAUUUGCAUAGAGAUCUAGGAAAUAGAAUCAUUUGUUAUAAAUCUGGAAGUUAAUCAUGCAAGGUAAAGGAUUUAGAAAUUAGAAAUUCCAUUAGGAAAUCAAUGCUAAUUAAAUAAGGAAAAAAACUUAAACGAUUUUGCCAAUGUUUCAAAGUAAAUUUUGUUCCGAAUUCCGUAGAACAUGGAAGAUUGUAUAGUCCAAAGCCUUUGUCGAUGCCAUUAAAAUAUCGGGUUUAUAAUGAAAAAGUAUUUUUAAAAAAUAAAGAUUACCCGGGACAACAAAACGGACUUUACAUCUCCUUAAAAUAUUAUUGGAGUAAAAGUUAAUUCAUCUGUCCUUUGGGACCAUUUUGAUCGGAAGUUUAUUAAAUUUUCGACAACUACUUUAAUAAGUAAAUUAUAAAACCCUGCAAACGUAACCCUGUGCUGUUGUAUUAACCAAAGGAAUUUAAAAAUCAUGAAAGUUAGCCUAGGGUAUAAAAUCACCUCGGCAGGUAAUUCUAUUUGGGAAAAUACACAAGCAUAUAUUUAUAUCAUUUGUAACGGUAAUUUGAAUAAAACGUCAGCAGUAAUUAAUUAGUGACUUUAAAAAGUCGAGACUGGAACUGAAAAACCGACCAAUAGCUAGUUAAGGGUUGUUGCUUUUAUUUCACCCUAGUUUGUGAACAAAUUGAAAGUGGCCGCACACACUAGCGCCCCUCUCGUUGCGGUCGGACCGUCGCCGGCACCGUUUCCCGUACCGUGCCGCUACCCUGUCCAUUCCGGGGGUUUAUUUUCGGUACAAGGGGUUGUAAAUCGUGAUCAAUAUGGGUACGAAGACCUCAAUGUCGGUCGAGAGUGUGCGCAAAGGGCACCGCUAAAAGGCAUGCGCUCAAUUACAGCAAAACAAUGCGAUUUUUUUUCCGGACAAUAUUCGAAUAACUAGAAAAGUGUGACGUAAAUGCAAAUGCAUCCGUGGAGUUUUAUGUGCGAGGGGGUGACAGGUGCAAGGAUUGGCAGCGGAGAUUUUUGAUGAGAAGCAGGAAAAGGUUUGACACUUCUGAGAAUGUGGAGUUCAGUAAUUCCUCAAGACGUAGAAAGUGCCUCUCCUUCGGCGAGGUCUAAACAUAGCGCUACCUUGGUUGGAAAUUAUGUUUACGUAUUGGGUGGAAGGAAUGGCAAUUUACCGAUGAAAGACUUUUGGAGAUAUAAUUUAGUGACUGGAAAAUGGCAACAACUGAAACCCAGCGGGGAUAAACUACCCUGUUUGCAAGAACACUCGGCGGUCGUAUAUAAAGACUGCAUAUACGUGUUCGGAGGAGAAGUGAGCUUUUCAGCCGGGGGCGAAACACCCUUAUGGGUGUACGAUAUUAAGAAUAAUAGCUGGAAGAAGAUACAAUCAAAAAAUGGAACAGCUACUCCUAAAGGACGUAGAGGACACACUGCACUGGUACAUAAAGGCAAAAUGUUUAUUUACGGUGGUUAUCAAGAUUUACGGGGUUCAUGCAGUGAAUUAUGGACUUUCAACUUUGAAACCUAUUCGUGGCAUCUUCUCUCAAGUUCAUCACCGAAAAAAUAUAACACUGACACCUGUCCACCAGGAAGACAUAAACACUCUGCCGUGCUACAUAACGACAGUAUUUGGAUAUAUGGCGGAAUGACUGAUUUACAGGAACGGGCUGACUUUUGGAAAUGGGACACCACCAUGAACAGCUGGACUUGUAUCAAAACAAAAAUUAGUCCUGGACCAUUGCACAGCCAUGCCGCUUGCAGAUUACCUUCCUCGAUGAUUAUAUUUGGAGGUGAACGGGAUGGCCACCCAACUAAUGAUCUUUGGAAGUACAGCUUUUGUACUGAAACUUGGGAGAAGAUUAUAAUUUCCGGCGUCAAACCUCAGCCACGGGCAGAAACUGUAGCGUUUGCGGUUUCAGAAUUCCUCUUGGAAAAUAAAAAGUCCAUUCCGACAGAUCAUCAGAGUUUGGUCAGACACCGCCCGAGAACUUGCAAUUCAGUGGACAGGAACAACAGGCAUUCCUCGUACAUCCCCAAUAAUAAAGUAGACACGAUCGAAAAGACUUACACGUUUAAGGCAACCGAAUCCAAUUACGUUGAUGGCAGCCAGAAUGGAGCAAUGGAUAAGUCAUCUCGUUACAGUAAAAACAGUUUCCUAGACGAAAUAACAAAGUUGUCGCAACUGAACAUUCCUAAACUAAAUACUAAAUGCAACUAUACCGUCCUGGGAUGCAACAAAACUGAAAGCACGGAAAGUCUUUUGAGACAAUUUGCAUCACCUACAGUUGGCUUUGAUAACGAUGUGGACGAUAGUGAAAUCACAACACCCACCAGAGGAACGAUGGUAAAAUCCAAAUCAGCAUUCGUCAUUAAGCGAAAAGACAUCAGUCCCAUUUCUCCAGAAGACGAGAAAAUUGUACAGAGAAUCCCUAAACAUGUUGAAUUUGCAAGUGGCUCGAACAAGAUACCUAGGGAACCGAUAUCGGUACCAAACUUCACUUUACUCACACUUCCAACACCGUCAUUAACACCAGUAGAAGCAGCUCGUCUGGUUUUUCUGGAUACAGAUGACGAUGAAAGCGAUAACGAGUUCGUGCCCCCAAAAUUUCAAGAACCUCCUCAGCCUGACCCUAACAUUCCCAAAGAUAACGCUCUUCAAACCCUUCAGCCUGACAAGAGAGAGGGAAGUUAUAAUUCCCACUUGAGUUACGCUGACAACCCCCUUUACCAACAUAUAAUUGAAGGCAAAAAAUUCCAGAGUUUUAAUGACGGCAAUGAAAACGUUUCUGCAACAUCAGAUUAUUCAAGUAUUGAAACAGUUAAUAGAUUGUCAUCGGCAAGUUGCUACAGCGUCAAAGUUCAAGCUCACAUAGAAUCGUCCAAGUUUAAUAAGAAAGAUGACCGUUUUGGGUUUUGCAACCCCAAUUACAUGGGACCAGAUAUAAAAACGAUAACCAAUAACGAAAAAAUCCAGAUUUGCAAGAUGCUCAACACACCUGACAGUUUGCUGGAAGAAUCCAAACAAGGGGAGGCAACAAAGAGCAACGCUCAUAAAGAAGAAUUAGAAUUUCAAGAAUUAGAUGGAAAAAUCAACAAAGUUGUUUACAGAAACGCUUCUUGUAAAAGUCCAUUACCUCCAAAGUCUUUGCCCCUAGAGAAGACAUAUUCUCAAACAAAAGACAACACCAAACACAGAGCAAAUAGUGCAAGUCGAGUGGAGAAACAAAUUAAUAAAAUUGAGACCGUCAAAAGAGUAAAUGCCAACGUUCGCGUCCGUCCCAUAAAAGACGACUUCAUCCCCUUGUACGUUUUCAUAGUAGGCGGCAAAGAACAGGGCCAGGUGACUGUUUUCAAGAGACCGCUCUCAAUUUGGAAGCUCAAGUUAUACUAGAAGUACUGACGUAGGAAAUAAAAAUCAAGUGUUUUAGAACAUCAGGUCACAUUCUCAAAUGUUAAAUAUUUAAAUACCGUGCCAAAAAAUUUUAUAGUGUCAGUUGUAGAUAGUCACAUUUUGAACAAAAUAAGUAUUAUUAGAAUAAAGGUUGUUAUGCAUUG